UCCUAAAAAGAAUUUCCAACCCCAGGUUCAUAUUAUCCCGAACUCCCAUUGUGACCGCCACGUCUACAAAUAGCUUCUUCCAACGUUGAAUAUUCAAUUCAUGCAUCUGAAAAAGAAAAGCCUUCCAUAGCAGCCUAAGAAAUGAAGAGCUCUACCUUGUUCGCUCUCUUUCUACUUUCUGCCAUCUUCACCUCAUACCUACCUUCUGCAACCGCUGAUGUCGUGCUCGACACGGAUGGUGGUGUUCUUCAAAAUGGUGGCCAAUAUUCUGUGUUGCCGGUCAUGAGAGGAAGUGGUGGUGGACUAGUAGUACGUGCAACUGGAAAUGAAAGAUGCCCUCUCACUGUUGCGCAAACUCGCAAUGAGCUCGAUAAGGGGAUUGGAACAAUUAUUUCAUCCCCAUUACGAGUCGCUGUUAUCGCCGAAGGCCAUCCUUUGAGCAUUUCGUUCGGUUUUUUUCCAGUUAUGCCGUCUUGUAUCCCUCUUACUGGUGAUUGGGGUAUUGUGGAUGGUCUACCUGAAGGACCCGCUGUUAAACUUGCUGAGUACAAAAACAUAGUAGAUGGUUGGUUUAAAAUUGAGAAAGCUCACCCUCUCGGUUAUAAGCUUUUGUUCUGUCCACUGCUUGAGGGUAGCACAUGUGGGGAUAUUGGAAUUCAAACUGAUGAUGAUGGAAUCAGGCGUUUGGUGGUGACUAAGAACAAUCCAUUACUGGUUCAGUUUCAGAAAAUUGGAUGGAUACUGACGAAGAACAAUCUUUUGCUUCCUGGCAGUGAGUGAGAGACAAGUGUAAGACUAAAUAAAUGUUUCGGUUACGUGCAUCGCUCUUUUUACUGUAAUCCUGUUUAAUUGAUGUAAUAUUAAUUAUAAAAGUCAGUUCAUACUUAUCGAUUAUAUUUAAUUUUUAUUUUA
Glycine soja is the source of this 912-nucleotide messenger RNA. Its product is annotated as trypsin inhibitor A-like. The transcript has a single exon. Lineage: Eukaryota; Viridiplantae; Streptophyta; Magnoliopsida; Fabales; Fabaceae. Gene Ontology annotation, molecular function: endopeptidase inhibitor activity. Bases 142 to 780 code for a protein of 212 amino acids. The record is from RefSeq and is a predicted model, not a curated record.